Callithrix jacchus (white-tufted-ear marmoset) is the source of this 1333-nucleotide messenger RNA. Lineage: Eukaryota; Metazoa; Chordata; Mammalia; Primates; Cebidae. The record is from RefSeq and is a predicted model, not a curated record.
UUCGUUUCCCAGCUAUUUAAACUGGUACAACGCUUCAACAGCAUUUUCAUUUGUAGUUCCUUUUUCUAUAUUUAUUGUACUCUUAAGUUCUGGGGUACAUGUGUAGAUUGUGCAGGUUUGUUACAUAGGUUUAACGUGCCAUGGUGGUUUUCAAUCAUUUGUAAUUUCAAAAUCUGAAAUAGCUUUUGGAUUUUGAAGAUCUCCUCAUGUCUACAUGCAAAAUAUUCAAUUCCUUUUCUUUCAUCUCUCAAUGGUUGAUGUCAACCAUUGAGAAGGGAGAGAAUAUUUUUUUUUCCUUGUAGGGUUUUUCCUUCCUCAUGUGGUUGAGAUUAUGUAAUGGACACAGAGGAAACAGACAUACCCUACCCUCCAUGAGCCCAUAGCCUCUUCAGGAAGGCCCCCCAGCCAUGAAGCUCCUUCAGCGUGAGAAGCACCAGGCUGGAGUGCAAUGGCAUGAUCUCGGCUCACCGAAACCUCCACCUCCUGGAUUCAGGCAAUUCUCCUGCCUCAGCCUCCUGAGUAGCUGUUCUGGAGGAUGGAAAUCCAAUAUCCAGGCUAAUUUGAUUUCUGAUCCACAUCUUCAUUUGAAUAUUGAGGAAUCAAACCAAGAGUUUAUGGGGAAAAGUGAAGAACUCUGCGACUCCCUCAUGAAUUGCCACUGGCAGCCGCUGGAUACAGUUGACUCAGAAAUUCCAGAUGCCACCCCAAAGUGAAGCAAGAUGUUCAUUACGCUCCCAGUUAUCAUAUUAAUUGUGUUUUCUUUUGUUUAGGGAAAAAAGUAGUUCUCCCAGGAAGGUACUGGAUUCGUAUAUGAAAACUAGCAUCCAGGGCUUACCUGUGAUUGACAUAAGAGAACAUUAAUGUAAAUAAACUUCACCAGCCACAUCUGUUCCUGGAAGUGUGUUAUAUUAGUGAAGUGUCAGAAGAGCUCAUGUGGUGAUCAUGGUAGAACAACCUGUGCUACACAAACCCUCGGAAAAUAGGUUUAAUAUGAGGUGGAUUUGAGCUGAACCGAUUGUGGCAUUGCUACUAUGAUCCGAUUUGCUGCUUUCUGAAACUUCAACUCUCUUAGAAAUUAUAUCCAUAGGCAAUGUAAGGUUCCUUGCUUCUGUCUUGUCUAGAAAAUGUUGUUAGAACUGGAUGCUUGAUCUCCAUUUCCUGGCCCCAUGAGAGAGAGCUAAAGGUGGUGGUAAAGACUCAAUUGAACAGAAAGAUUCCUAAGCAUCAGGCUGGGCAUGGUGGCUCACACCUGUAAUUUCAGCACUUUGGGAGGCUGAGGCGGGAGGAUCAGCUGAGGUUGGGGAGAUCGAUAUCAGCCUGACCAACAUGGAGA